Gloeophyllum trabeum ATCC 11539 is the source of this 1968-nucleotide messenger RNA. RefSeq lists its product as uncharacterized. The record is from RefSeq and is a predicted model, not a curated record. The transcript has 7 exons. The coding region runs from base 78 to 1631 and encodes 517 amino acids. NCBI's taxonomy places the organism in Eukaryota, Fungi, Basidiomycota, Agaricomycetes, Gloeophyllales, Gloeophyllaceae.
CCCUAACGCCAGCCUAUUCUGAACUGUAUUCUACCACGCACAAGACUCGACUGCACGACCCGAAUACGAACACGACUAUGAACGACUCUGCUUACGAACAAGAACAUGUACAGCUUAAAGGCUGUGACUUGAAGCUGUCAUCCUUGCCCAACCCUAUCAGUGCUAUACACGCGAGGCUCCUCGAGGAAGGUGUGCCAGACACGCCCUCCUCAGAUACUACCAUGCCUCGAGACGAUCUUCCGCCAUUAUUCUAUGUACCUCCACCGGACGAAGAAGAGGAAGAACAAGGAUCUAUACCGGGCCACCGUAGGGUCGUGCGGCGUCGGAGUAGCCACCUCGAGCGCUGGAUUCAAGAUCAGCAUCGUUUGUCCACAUCGUCCAGCUCGGAAGAUGGCGACGUAUUCGUCUCGCUGAACGACGACGUUCCCGCUAUAGGGACGGCAUGUCACCCAUACCUUGCAUACCCUCACCUUACGACGCGCCACUGCAGUCGGGAAGACGACAAACAGACUCUGGAGAGCUUCAUCGUUAUCGACGACGACGAUGUCAAACACGCGGAUGCGGAACUCGGACGCGAUGGCCAGGAGGAGGAGGAACAGUCCCGGACCGAGACUCCGUUCCCUGCUACUCCUGCCAUUGACAUUUCGACGCCACCCAAGUCACGCAGGUACUCGAAUCUCCUACAGGCGCCGUCCCCUCUGCGCAAUUUGCAUUUCGGACUGUCCUCGAGGCGGUUAUCUUCGUCGACCGGCUGUACAUCAGUAUCUGGAAGCCCUAGUUCCUCUGGCUUGUCCCAAGCCAAAUCUGGCGGACCGAGCACUGGUAGCGUUGGACACAGUCCUGCGCACAAACGUAGCCAUAGCUGGGGAUCGAUACGUCUACCCGGCUAUCGUUCGUCCCUUGAUUUGUCUCCUAGCAGCUGGAAAGUCAAGCGCCCUAGCGUAUUAGGCCACUUCUCGCAGACCUCUCUCGAUUCUCAUCCAAUUGACGAAGAUGAUAUUGCAGCUCCACGGCCGAGCUUCUGCUCUGACUCAUCGUACACGUCCGGUCCUGCUCGCAGCAAUCACACGCUGAGCACUGACGCACCUGUGACGCCGCAUGAUAUCUCGCGCGGAUCCAUUCGCACUCUACCCGUGUAUUUUUCCAGAUUCUCGUCUCCCCCGCCAUCCGAGUUUUCUGUGCCGGCCAGCUCUCGUACUCCGGAUGAACGUCCUCAGACAGCUCAGCCGAAACGUCUCGCCCACAAAGCGAGCACAAUCCGGGUGCCGUUUGCUUCGAAGAAUCCGAUCAAUUAUGCAACGUUAAUGGCUCCGACCACGCUGCCGCAGACGAUGCGCUUUGGAACGAAGGUACCUGACGUACUGGCUACACCGAAGAGUAAGAGAAGGAGGAAGAAGCUAGUGAUAAGUGGCCUCCAAGCAGGCGAAGUACAUAGAUUUGAAGCUGUGAAGAAGUGGUGUGAGUCGUUCGGCGAAUUAAGUCAAAUCACUCGUAUGCCGAACGGAGACAUCUACGUUCACUUCCGGAAAGCUGAAGUCGCUGAUAACGUUUGUCGACUGAACGCCCGAGUGCUCAUCGCUGGAGCAGGCAGUGUAUCUUUGUCGUGGUUCACCGGGAAGAAACCCACAUAAUAAUGCUGUUGUUUGUGCACUAUCAGAACACCGUCACGACCCGUAGAAUAUUGUGCCACGAUCUAAUCACUUACUACUACCGAUCGACGCACACCUCGAAGCUAAUCAACUUCAUGCAGAUAUAUGCCAACCUCUCAUCGUUCUUGGUUCACGACUUAUGACGACUGUUUAUCUCCUGCCCAUAUGCACCAUCCUACAUAAUUGCAUUCUUACCCCGCACAUUUUAUCAUCCCAUCCCCAUGCACACAUCUCCCGCACUCGACGGCUCUUGCAUACCUACCUGGACAUUUGAUGUAUAAUUCGAGUGUGUAUUACAUCUCUUCUCACUCUUGUGCAU